AUGGCUUCUAGAACCUUAGAUUUGCUACGACAGAUAGGAGUCAAAGAACAUUUUAGACUAGAAGUUUUAAAUGAAGAAGAAUCGUGGAGCUUGUUCCAAUCUAAGGCUAAUAAUUUAGAAAAAGAACCCGACAAGCAUCAAAUUGCAUUCCAGUUGGCAAAAAAGUGUGCAGGAUUGCCUAUUCUCAUAGUUACUAUGGCGCGCUCAUUGAUAGAUCAAAACAUUCAUGCGUGGAAAGAUGCUUUGAGCCAAUUAGAAAAGGUUGACAAUGAAGAGUUGCAGGAGAUAACUUAUUCAGCUUUGGAGUUAAGUUACAAAAGGCUAAAAGGCAAUGAAAUGAAAGCUUUUUUCUUGCUCUGUGCAACAAAUGGUAAAAAUCCUUCUGUCAAUGACCUAUUCAAAUAUGGGAUGGGUCUAGGUAUAUUCAACAACACAAAUACAAUGGAAGGUGCCAGAAAUAGACUUCACAACAUGAUAAGUGUGUUAAAGGCAUCUUGUUUGUUGUUGGAAGAUGACACAAGCACAACAAGGGUCAAAAUACAUGAUGUUGUUCGUGAAGUGGCUAUCUCCAUAGCUUAUAGGGAUUAUCACAUAUUAGCCAAGUACGGAGAUAAGUUGAGGGAAUUUCCCAAAAUGGAUAUUCUUAGCAACUGCUCCCAGAUCAUUCUAAGCAAUGGUGCUUUUCGCCAGCUUCCUGAAAAGUUAGAUGGUCAUAAUCUAAAAUUUUUCCACUUGGCUAAUUUUGAUCUGUCUCUGGAAAUCCCUAAUUUCUUUUUUGCGAAAACGAAAUUCCUUGAAGUUUUAGAUUUAGCAGGCUUGAACUUGACUUCACUACCCACUUAUUUUCUUUUCCUAACUAAUCUUAAAACUUUGAGUUUGGAUCAUUGUGUUCUGGAAAAUAUUGACGCAGUAGGAGCUUUAAAAAAUUUAGAAAUAUUGAGUCUCUUAAACUCAUCGAUGAUAAAACUUUCAAGCGAAAUAGGGAAAUUGAGUCAUUUAAGAAUGCUUGAUUUGAGUGAUUCUGGGAUUGAAAUCAUCCCAGCUGGCGUCAUAUCAAGCUUGAUCAAAUUGGAGGAAUUAUACAUGGGCAAUACCUCCAUUAAGUGGAAGAUUGAGAAUUCAGACAAUCAAGAUGAAAAUGCCAGCCUUGAUGAACUUCGUCAGUUGUCAAACCUAACAAGUCUAGAGCUACAGAUACAAGAGGCAUGGAUGUUGCCAAGAGACUUGAUGUUUCAUAAAUUAGAAAGGUUCAAAAUUGUUAUUGGAGACGUCUGGGAAUGGGCUGAUAUUGACGACGUCACAUUGAAAACAUUGAAGCUCAAGCUUGGGACCAAUAUCCACUUGGAGCAUGGGAUCAAAGGAUUGAUCAGAAGAGCAGAGAAUUUGUAUUUGGAUGAAGUUGAAGGCAUUUUGAAUGUACUCUACCAAUUGAAUGGGGAUGGAUUUCCUCAACUGAAGCACCUCCACAUCCAAAAUAAUGCCUUAAUUUAG
Molecule: messenger RNA, 1491 nt
Organism: Arachis duranensis
Lineage: Eukaryota; Viridiplantae; Streptophyta; Magnoliopsida; Fabales; Fabaceae
Product: probable disease resistance protein At4g27220
Exons: 1
Coding region: 1-1491 (496 amino acids)
Molecular function (GO): ADP binding
Source: RefSeq, a predicted model, not a curated record